CCUUUCAGCAUGGUGCCGCUGUGCAUUCCCCCACCGGGUCCCCAGGCGCAGCGGCAGCAAGACGUCCCGGUGUCUGCUGGCUCUUCAAUGAAGGGCACUGCAGAUUCUUCGGGAACUGCAAAUUCAAGCACGAAUGCAAUUUCUGCGGCGGGGCCCAUUCGGCCCUGCGAUGCUUUAAAAAAACCAGGGUGCCUCCAAAAACUCCAGCGCUGGUUCGCGGCGAGGAUGCCAGUGAGCGUCCAAAAGAUGUCGCCAUGGCUAGACCAGUACCACAGGAAGGGGGAAGCCGCAUUAAUUAGGGAUGGGUUUACUUACGGUUUCUUUAUCCCCUUCACACAAAAUUCACAACCAACUUUUGCAGAGAACUUGAAAUCGGUCCCGGAGAAUUGGGAAAUAGUGGCAACAAAACUGCGGAACGAAGUAGCAAUGGGCCGCAUGGCCGGCCCCUUCCCAUCCCUGCCCUUCCCAAAUUUACGUAUUUCCCCUUUGGGUGUAGUGCCGAAAAAGGAGCCCGGAAAAUUCCGGCUCAUCCAUUACCUCUCCCACCCGAAGGGAAAUUCGGUUAAUGACGGGAUUAGCAAGGAAGCGGCGGCAGUUUCUUACGUGUCCUUUGACCGGGCGGUAUCCCUAGUGAGACAGGCAGGAAGGGGUGCGCUACUAGCCAAGUCAGAUAUCGAGUCUGCCUCCCGCCUUCUCCCUAUUCACAGAGACUGCUAUCAUCUAUUGGGUUGCCAAUUCGAAGGUCAGUUCUACUACGACUUGUGCCUUCCCAUGGGCUGCUCAAUAUCUUGCCGCUAUUUCGAGUGCUUUAGCACAUUCCUAGAAUGGGUAGUGAGGCACGAAACCGGGCAUAACUCCGUCAUUCACUACCUGGAUGACUUCCUGUUCAUAGGCCCCCCAAACACCAACGUGUGCCAACUACUGCUGAGCACAUUCCAAUUCUUCAUGGCAAAAUUUGGAGUCCCCUUAUCAAGAGAAAAGACUGAGGGUCCGGUCCCCGUUUUAUCCUUUCUGGGCAUCGAAAUUGACACGGUGGAGCUAGUCUUUCGCCUCCCCGAUGACAAGCUGCAGAGACUAAAAAGCACAGUAGCUGAGAUCACAGUAGCGAAAAAGGUAACGCUCCGCAGCAUGCAGUCCUUACUGGGUCUGUUGGUUUUUGCCUGCCGCAUUAUGCCCAUAGCACGGGUUUUCUCGCGGAGACUAUCCCUGUCCACAUGUGGCAUUAAGCAGCCCCACCACUUUAUUAGGAUAACAAGGCAGCUACGGGAAGACCUGACGGUCUGGCAAACCUUUUUGGAACAAUACAACGGGCACACGUGCCUCAUGGACACAGAAGUGUCCAACGAGGAACUGAGUUUAUUCACCGAUGCCGCCGGCUCCACAGGUUUCGGAGCCAUCCUGGCCCAGAGCUGGUGCGCAGAACAAUGGCCCGAUAACUGGGCCCCGGUAGGGCUAUGCAAAAACAUGACUCUGCUGGAGCUGUUCCCCAUAGUGGUAACGGUAGAAAUCUGGGGUCAUAGAAUAUCUGGGAAAAAGAUCUGUUUCUGGACAGACAAUAUGAGCGUAGUAUUUGCAAUAAACAAACUAACUUCCUCUUCAUUACCAGUGCUUGCUCUGCUAAGACAUCUGGUCCUGCGCUGCCUUGAGCUCAAUAUAUGGUUCCGCGCCAGGCACGUGCCGGGACGUGAAAAUUUUGCUGCUGAUGCUCUCUCUCGUUUUCAGUGGGGGACCUUCAGAGAAUUGGUGCCGGAUGCGGAACGGGAGGGAGCAAAAUGCCCAGUAUUCCUAUGGCGCCUGGUGGAGGACAACUGCUGAGCCUGGUUAGGUCCUCGGUCACCCCAGCAACGUGGCAAGCAUAUGGUUCCAAUACACCAGUAAUCCUACUGGUUGGGCAUUCCUACCUCCGUCGGGCAGAGAGGCGGGCGGCUAUUCGUCCAGGAGGC
This is a messenger RNA of Xenopus tropicalis (tropical clawed frog), 1943 nucleotides long. RefSeq lists its product as uncharacterized. NCBI's taxonomy places the organism in Eukaryota, Metazoa, Chordata, Amphibia, Anura, Pipidae. The record is from RefSeq and is a predicted model, not a curated record. The coding region runs from base 10 to 1815 and encodes 601 amino acids. Gene Ontology annotation, biological process: DNA biosynthetic process; RNA-templated DNA biosynthetic process. Gene Ontology annotation, molecular function: DNA-directed DNA polymerase activity; transferase activity; RNA-directed DNA polymerase activity. The transcript has 2 exons.